UUGGUCCUUUCUGGUAAUACUGGAGAAAUCUAGUGGCUGACUCCAGUUAGAGCUUAUUCUAUUUUAAAACCCAAGACAGUCUUCAUAGAUAGAAGAAAUGAAGUACCAUUAUAUUUUGUUAGCUAUUCGGGUUACAGUGUUGGAAACAAAAAAGAGAUUUUCUGGCCUUGUGUUUCUUGCUUCUGGGGAUGUUUUUUUAAUACUUAGCCACUGAUUUCUGCUAAAUGUUUCUCUAGAGCUUUAAACUCUGUGUUCUGCUUAACCCCACUUAGGAGCCAUACAGUUAAUGACUGCAGUGUAGGAUUAUACCCACUGCUGCAGGGUUCUCUCAUUUGAUUUUCUGGGGGAGCCCAGUUUGAGGAUACAUGAACUUCUGCAGUGUAGCUGACUGGUGGUUGGGUUUUUUUUGUAUACCCAGAAAUUAACAUCACUAAAUGCUCUAAUGCAUACUUUGAAUUCCUUGUUUGCACUGGAGCCUAUAAUGAUUGUAGUUAAUAGUUCAGUUUAACUAUCUUGUAUGUUAAGAAUAUCAGUAUGGUGUAAGAGUGGAUUUCAGUGAACAUAGUGGCAAAAUGUACUUUUUUGUAAUUUUUAAGAAAUUAUUUCAAAUGCACCUAAAAAUAGUCAGCAGAUUAGCACAAAGGAUUUGUUGCAAAGCAGUCAGGUCAUCUUUACAAGCAGGAUUUAAAAGGUUUUAGGGGAAAAAAUAGAAUACAAAUUCAUUCUUAAUAUAACUGAAGGUAUUUCUGUGAAGCAAUUUGAAAAUGAAAUUCUUUGUAGAAACAAAAAUAUAUUGUUUUUUAAACAGUGUCUCCAUUUCCAGAUGGAAAUGUUGGUUUUAAACUUCCAGAGGGAGGAUCAGCACAAUCAUACUGACUUUUGAGGAGAUAUAGUACAUAAAAAAGUGAUAUUACUUGAAUAAGAUUAUUACUAGGUUUCUUAAAUGAACCUUGUCGUAUCUGAAGUCAGGUGACUCAGACGUGCGCAAGGCUCCCACGCUUCCCAGUUCCUGAACAGGCUCUUCUUGAAGUGAUGUAGUCUGCUGGUGACUCUCAAAGCACAUUAUUUUGUAUAGGGCUGAGCCUGUCUUUCUCAACAGCUGCUCUUUGUAUUUUAUCUUUUCUGAUUCUUAAUUAGUUUUUCUCCAGCAUCUUUUCUCCUUUCUCCCCUAUACAUGAACUUUUUUUGCUAGAAGAAUCACAUUGAACGGCCUUGUGCUUAUUCUCCACUAUCCUUAUUCUGCUGUGCCCAAAUCUAUUUCUCCUGUAGUCUGUGAUUGGAAGGCUUUUAUUUAAAAAAAAUCAGUUCUUCUGUCUCACAGUUCUUUCCACCCUCCCAGAUUACCACACUUGUAAUAAUGCUCCACAGUUUGUGCUGUGACACAUAGGAGCCCUUUAAUGUAGUUUGUGUGCCUGGACUACUGCUACUGCAUUUGUGAAAUCCACUGCAGCUCUGUUACUGUACACUCAAGGGCACUUAACUCACAGGUAAUGCAAAUUGCUUGCCAUAAGCAAUUGAUAGAGAUGAUGGAAAAAUGGGUGUAGUCUUUCAUUUGGUAGGUCAGCAGUAUACAUGGGAGAAGCUUUACUUGAUUUGCUUUUGAAAAUAGGUUAACCAAGUAAGCCUGAAGUCAUCCAGACUGUUGUCUUCAGUGCUGUGAAUGUGGAUUAGAAUGGAAAUAGAAGUAUAUUGAUUUACUUCUUUGUAGUUCUUUGCAUCACUGCUGAAGUUCUCUGAAGAAUGAGAUAGUUCUCACUUCUAUCAGUCUGGUCAUAUAUUAUUAUAUAUAUGUAUGUCAUUCUGAAAGUAAUGCCUCUUAUUUAUUUCCGUGGAAAGUACAAAUGACACAAUGAGCACAAUAAUACUAUUUGGUAGAGCAGUUUUUCAACAGUCACCUAUUAGCUAUGCAUUUUCUCCAGCCAUGAACAAGAGCCUGCAUGCCAUGCUCAGAAGAAUCUGCACCAGAGGACGUGACCCACUGUCACUGUCACCACUGCUGAAAACCACCGCCCACCUCCUCACUGUGCUCACACCAACUGUUUGGUCUCCAUAAUGUUCAGCAAGCAUUGAUGAAUGCAAUGGGUGCAGCUUUUCUGCAUGGAGGAAUUCCACAUCUUUGCUUCAGUUGCACCCCCAUGUCAGAUGCUGUUCUAUCAGACUGCCCCUCUUCUGCCAUACCUUGGGGUCAACAUUAUAAAUUAGGAGGCAUUCGUUUCACAGCAGUCCUCAUAUUUUAAAUCUAUAUCAUUUUGACUCUUCCACCUUCUUUUAAUUCUAGCAUCUCAGCUUAGGCUUUAAUUUCAACAUGGAUCUGUCUCAGUUCUAGGACGUGCUUGCAGUUUAGUGUGAUAGCAGGAAACAGAAGGCUGUGGGGAUACCUCAUUGCAGCCUUCCAAUACUUAACGUGCAUUUAUAAAUGAGAGGGAGACAGACUUCUUACAUGGUUUGAUAGGACAAGAAAGAAUGGCUUUAAAUUAAUAAAAGGGAUUUUUAGAUGAGAUGUUAGGAGGAAAUUCGUCACUCAGAGUGUGGUGAGGCCCUGGCACAGCUGCCAAGAGAAGCUGUGGAUGCCCCAUCCCUGGAGGCAUUCAAAGCUGGGAUGGAUCAGCCCUGGGCAACCUGAGCUAGUGGGUGGCAAACAGUCCAUGGCAGGGGGAUUGGAACUGGAUGGUCUUUAUGGUCUCUUCCUACCAAAACCAUUCUGUGCUUCUAUGACUUUAUGAUCGUGUACAUCUUCUUUUCCUUAUUUAUUUUCUAUCUUAAAGAAUCUAAGUAAUAAAAUAGUGAACAGUGAUGCAUAAAGACAUCAAGGUGCAAGACGUGCAGAUCAAUUCAUACAUUGAGACUCCUGUUUCACAUUUGAUGUAGACACAGAAAGAGGCCUCUUGCAUGCCUUAGGCUUGCUUUAUGUUCUUUUUCGAACUGUGAUACUGAAAACUGAUUGUUUAAAAAUGGAAGCUUAAAUGUGAAGAGAGUGACAUUUCCUGUCAUCAUGAAGUUAGCCACUCAUAUGUGCCUGGACAGGACUAUCCAAGCAGUGGUGUGAAUGAGUUGUUGUGUGCCUUCUGAGUGGCAAGAUGAGGGGAGGACAGCAAAUGUGACUGUGAGGAGAAACCAUGGUAUUGCCAAAGGGAUAUCCUGCACAGAGAUACUACUUCUUCUUUAAAUAAAACACUUCAUUUCUUCUUUAAAUUCAUAGUGUUUAGAACUGUUGCAUGCGUCAAAGCUUGCUUAAUAUCAACUUGCUAAUAUCUACAUUUUCUUUUACCGUUUUACAACUAUGCAGAGAAGUACGAUUAAAAAAAUGUCUACUUGGAAGCCAGUUCUUACUGCAGGCUGGGCAUGUUUGCUUAAGUGCCAUUGGAAAUCCACUUCUAGUACUGUUAGUAUCUUGCGGGUUUUUUCCUUCUUCAUUUGCAUGAAUUGUAGGAUGAUGCUUGUUGAUGAUUUCAGAGGAAAGAAGGUGAGAAAAACUAUGUAUUUUCUGCCUCUCCCAGGACCAGGCAGUACUUGAGUCCACGGCCCAUGCCAGUGACUCAGGCACUGGCUUUGCAGCCAAAGUCAGCCCUGCGUUGUCAGUGGGAUGGCUAACACAUUAUCUCUUCUUUUGUACACUGUGGUUGUGUUGUGAGUUAACGUUAAUGAAGGGCAGUUGUUAACAGUACUUUAUCUAGCUACUUCAAGUAAGAAUGUAGGAUUCUGGCCUCUAAUUUUUACAACAGAAUAGCUAGUACUUUGUAACAAAUUUGCUGCUUUUUUUUUCAGUGAAAAUAUUGUCGCAAUUAGAAGUCUUGAGGCACUCUAUCAAAGCAUUUCUGGAGUUCAGACCAGCAUACAGUCUAGCAAAGUCACUUUCUAAAAUAACUUCUCCAGUUGGCAACGGAUACAUCAAGCCACCUGUCCCACCUGUUUCUGGUACGCAGAGAGAAAAAGGACCUCCAGCCAUGUUGCCUAUUAAUGUUGACCCAGACAGUAAGCCAGGCGAAUAUGUUCUGAAGAGCUUGUUUGUUAACUUUACUACUCAGGCUGAACGCAAGAUUCGUAUCAUCAUGGCAGAACCUCUUGAGAAGCCACUGACCAAAUCUCUGCAACGAGGAGAAGACCCCCAGUUUGAUCAAGUAAUAAGCUCAAUGAGCUCACUUUCAGAAUACUGCCUGCCCUCUAUUCUGCGCACUUUGUUUGAUUGGUACAAAAGACAGAACGGCAUAGAAGAUGAAUCUCAUGAGUACAGACCAAGAACAAGUACUAAAUCCAAAAGUGACGAACAGCAAAGGGACUACUUAAUGGAAAGAAGAGAUCUGGCUAUUGACUUUAUAUUUUCUUUAGUAUUAAUAGAAGUUUUGAAACAGAUUCCACUUCAUCCUGUAAUAGAUGCUUUGGUACAUGAUGUUAUUAACUUGGCUUUCAAGCACUUUAAAUACAAGGAAGGGUACCUUGGUCCUAACACUGGAAAUAUGCACAUUGUCGCGGAUUUAUAUGCAGAAGUUAUAGGUGUACUAGCUCAAGCAAAAUUUCCUGCUGUAAAGAAGAAAUUCAUGGCAGAAUUAAAAGAGCUACGGCAUAAAGAACAAAGCCCGUAUGUAGUUCAAAGCAUUAUCAGUCUCAUAAUGGGAAUGAAAUUCUUCCGUAUUAAGAUGUAUCCUGUGGAGGACUUUGAAGCUUCUCUUCAGUUUAUGCAGGAAUGUGCACAUUAUUUCCUUGAAGUUAAAGACAAAGAUAUCAAGCAUGCCCUGGCAGGACUGUUUGUUGAAAUUCUAGUCCCCGUAGCUGCUGCUGUUAAAAAUGAAGUGAAUGUCCCCUGUCUGAGGAACUUUGUUGAAAGCCUGUAUGAUACAACACUUGAACUUUCUUCACGAAAGAAGCACUCAUUGGCUUUGUAUCCUUUGGUAACAUGUCUACUUUGUGUCAGUCAGAAGCAGUUCUUUUUAAACAGAUGGCAUAUUUUCCUCAACAACUGCCUGUCCAAUCUCAAGAAUAAAGACCCCAAAAUGGCUCGAGUUGCACUGGAAUCACUGUACAGACUACUGUGGGUUUACAUGAUCAGAAUUAAAUGUGAAAGCAAUACAGCUACCCAAAGUCGACUUAUUACGAUUGUCACAACACUUUUCCCCAAAGGGUCCCGUGGUGUUGUGCCAAGAGAUAUGCCCCUAAAUAUCUUUGUGAAGAUAAUACAGUUUAUUGCACAGGAACGUUUAGAUUUUGCAAUGAAAGAAAUUAUCUUUGAUUUCCUUUGUGUUGGAAAACCUGCAAAAGCUUUCAGUCUCAACCCUGAGAGAAUGAAUAUUGGUCUGAGAGCUUUCUUGGUAAUUGCUGAUAGCCUGCAGCAAAAAGAUGGUGAACCUCCAAUGCCAGUGACUGGUGCUGUCCUUCCUUCUGGAAAUACUCUCAGAGUGAAGAAAACAUAUCUGAGCAAAACUCUUACAGAGGAGGAAGCAAAAAUGAUAGGUAUGUCAUUGUAUUAUUCCCAAGUGAGAAAAGCUGUGGACAACAUACUCAGACAUCUUGACAAGGAGGUGGGGCGGUGCAUGAUGCUAACCAACAUACAGAUGCUUAACAAAGAACCUGAAGACAUGAUCACUGGUGAGAGAAAACCAAAAAUUGAUCUGUUCAGAACAUGUGUUGCUGCUAUUCCUCGAUUGCUUCCUGAUGGAAUGUCAAAACUUGAGUUGAUCGACUUGCUGGCAAGGCUAUCUAUCCAUAUGGAUGAUGAACUUCGACACAUUGCACAAAAUUCUCUUCAGGGUCUACUUGUUGACUUUGUUGACUGGCGGGAGGAUGUGCUCUUUGGUUUUACUAAUUUUCUGUUACGUGAAGUGAAUGAUAUGCAUCAUACCCUACUUGACACUUCACUGAAGUUGCUGCUACAGUUGCUCACACAGUGGAAGCUUGUCAUACACACUCCAGGAAAAGCUGCUGAACAGGCAAAAGCCAGAUCUUCAGAGUUGAUACCAAAUGGAUCCAGCCACAGGAUACAGACUGAAAGAAGCCCCUAUUCUAACGUACUACAUGCAGUUGAAGGAUUUGCGCUGGUUCUGCUGUGUAGUUUCCAGGUUGCUACCCGUAAACUGGCUGUUUUAAUUCUCAGAGAGAUCCGUGCUUUAUUCCUGGCACUUGGCCAGGCAGAGGAUGACGACAGGCCUAUGAUUGAUGUCAUGGAUCAGUUAAGUUCUUCUAUUCUUGAGAGUUUUAUUCAUGUGGCUGUUUCAGAUUCAACAACAAUCCCUUUAACACACAGUGUGGAUUUGCAAUGGCUGGUGGAGUGGAAUGCAGUCUUAGUUAAUAGCCAUUACGAUGUGAAAAGUCCUUCCCAUGUCUGGAUAUUUGCACAGUCUGUUAAAGACCCAUGGGUUCUCUGCCUCUUCAGUUUUCUUAGGCAGGAGAAUUUACCAAAACAUUGUCCUACUGCUCUCAGCUAUGCUUGGCCCUACGCUUUCACUAGGCUACAGCUGAUAAUGCCUCUUGUGGAUCCAAAUAUUCCAGUCAACGCAAAGAAAACAAGUACAGCAAGCAGUGGAGACAACUAUGUUACUUUAUGGCGAAACUAUCUGAUUCUCUGUUUUGGAGUAGCAAAGCCCAGUAUCAUGAGCCCAGGACACUUGCGUGCUUCAACACCAGAGAUCAUGGCUACCACUCCUGAUGGAACAGUGAACUACGAUAAUAAGGCUAUUGGAACUCCAUCCGUUGGAGUCUUACUAAAGCAGCUAGUGCCUUUGAUGAGACUUGAAAGCAUAGAAAUAACAGAAUCACUUGUACUAGGAUUUGGAAGAACAAAUUCCCUUGUUUUCAGGGAAUUAGUAGAAGAACUUCACCCACUGAUGAAAGAAGCCCUAGAAAGAAGACCAGAGAACAAGAAACGUCGGGAACGCCGAGAUCUACUAAGACUGCAGUUACUGCGGAUUUUUGAACUACUUGCUGAUGCUGGUGUUAUAAGUGAUAGCACAAAUGGAGCCUUAGAAAGAGAUACAUUAGCCCUUGGAGCCUUGUUCUUAGAGUAUGUUGAUCUGACUCGCAUGCUUCUGGAAGCUGAAAAUGAUAAAGAAGUUGAAAUCCUAAAGGAUAUGAGAGCACAUUUCAGUGCAAUGAUUGCCAACUUGAUUCAGUGUGUUCCAGUUCACCACAGGAGAUUUCUUUUCCCUCAGCAGAGCUUGAGACAUCACCUUUUCAUCUUAUUCAGCCAGUGGGCAGGACCUUUCAGUAUUAUGUUCACGCCCCUGGACCGUUACAGUGAUAGAAAUCAUCAGAUUACAAGAUACCAAUAUUGUGCAUUAAAGGCCAUGUCAGCAGUGCUCUGCUGUGGACCAGUAUUUGACAAUGUUGGUCUUUCCCCUGAUGGAUAUCUAUACAAGUGGCUUGAUAACAUUCUUGCUUGUCAAGAUUUACGUGUUCACCAGCUUGGAUGUGAAGUCGUAGUCCUGUUGUUGGAAUUGAAUCCUGAUCAAAUUAAUCUCUUCAACUGGGCUAUAGAUAGAUGUUAUACUGGAUCCUACCAGCUUGCCUCUGGAUGUUUCAAAGCAAUUGCAACUGUGUGUGGAAGCAGGAACUAUCCUUUUGAUAUUGUGACGCUUUUAAACUUGGUGCUGUUCAAGGCUUCUGACACCAACAGAGAGAUUUACGAAAUUUCCAUGCAACUUAUGCAGAUUCUUGAAUCAAAACUUUUUGUUUAUUCAAAAAAGGUAGCUGAGCAAAGGCCAGGCAGUAUUUUGUAUGGUACACAUGGUCCAUUACCACCUCUCUAUAGUGUCUCACUUGCUCUUCUUUCACAUGAACUAGCAAGGAUGUAUCCUGAACUUACCCUUCCGCUUUUUUCAGAGGUAAGCCAGCGAUUUCCAACAACACAUCCAAAUGGAAGACAAAUUAUGCUUACUUAUCUGCUGCCAUGGCUUCAUAAUAUUGAACUUGUAGACAACAGACUGCUUCUCCCUGGUUCAAGCCCUACCACUCCAGAAGAUGAACUAAAGGACAAGGAUGGGGAAGUUUCAGUCACAAGUGGACUUAAAGGCAAUGGCUGGGGCUCUCCUGAGGCUACCUCCUUGGUUCUUAAUAAUCUCAUGUAUAUGACAGCAAAGUAUGGAGAUGAAAUUCCUGGACCAGAGAUGGAAAAUGUCUGGAAUGCUUUGGCCAACAAUGAAAAAUGGAGUAACAACCUUAGAAUAACACUGCAGUUUCUCAUCAGUUUGUGUGGCGUUAGUAGCGAUACCAUCCUUUUACCUUAUAUAAAAAAGGUUGCAAUAUAUCUGUGUCGCAAUAAUACGAUUCAGACAAUGGAGGAGCUUCUUUUUGAGCUGCAGCAAACUGACCCAGUGAACCCAAUAGUCCAGCACUGUGAUAAUCCUCCAUUUUACCGUUUUGCUGCCAGUAACAAAGCCUCAGCUGCAGCUUCUGGAACCACCUCAAGCAGUAACACUGUUAUAGCUGGCCAAGAUAGUUUUCCUGAUGUAGAAGAGAACAGAAUUGUGAAAGAGACUGAUGAAAGGUUCAGUAAUGUAGUCAGAGCACAUACUCGACUAGAAUCAAGGUACAGUAAUAGCUCCGGAGGAUCUUAUGAUGAUGACAAAAAUGACCCUGUUUCUCCAUAUACAAGCUGGCUACUGAAUAUUGUUGAAACCAAACAACCACAUCCCCUGCCUAUGCCUUACAAUGGAGGAUGUUGGGCACCACUUGUAGACUACCUCCCAGAAACUAUCACACCCCGAGGACCCCUUCACAGGUGCAAUAUUGCUGUCAUCUUCAUGACUGAGAUGGUAGUGGACCACAGUGUAAGAGAAGACUGGGCCCUUCACCUCCCUUUGUUACUACAUGCUCUCUUUUUAGGUCUUGACCAUUACCGCCCUGAGGUCUUUGAACACAGUAAGAAAUUGCUGCUUCACCUUCUGAUUGCACUGUCUUGCAAUAGCAACUACCAAGCCAUCGCAUCAGUGCUUCUUCAGACCAGAGAGAUGAACGAGACCAAGACUCUGACAGUACAACCAGCCUACCUACCUGAAUAUCUUUAUACAGGUGGCUUCGACUUUCUGCGGGAAUACCAGUCCUCUCCGGUGCCAGACUCCGGCUUGAGUUCCAGCUCCACCUCCUCCAGCAUCAGUCUGGGAGGCAGCAGUGGAAAUCUCCCCCAGAUUACACAAGAGGUUGAGGACAUGGACACUGCUGCUGAAACAGAUGAGAAAGCAAACAAAUUAAUUGAGUUUCUGACUACCAGGGCAUUUGGUCCACUGUGGUGCCAUGAAGAUAUCACACCUAAAAAUCAGAACACCAAGAGUGCCGAACAGCUUACUAAUUUUCUGCGUCAUGUUGUAUCUGUAUUUAAAGAUUCCAAGUCAGGUUUUCAUUUGGAGCAGCAUCUGAGUGAGGUUGCUUUACAAACAGCUCUUUCAAGCUCUUCACGACACUACGCAGGUCGCUCUUUCCAGAUAUUCAGGGCCCUAAAACAGCCCCUUUCUGCACAUGCAUUAUCUGACCUCCUGUCAAGAUUGGUGGAAGUUAUUGGAGAGCACGGGGAUGAGAUUCAGGGGUAUGUAAUGGAAGCACUGCUUACUUUGGAAGCUGCAGUGGAUAAUCUGUCUGACUGUUUGAAGAACAGUGAUCUUUUGACAGUGUUAUCUCGUUCAUCUUCGCCAGAUUUAACAUCAAGUACCAAGCUGACUGCAAGCCGGAAAAGCACGGGCCAACUGAAUGUCAAUCCUGCAGGCAGUAACACAGCCACUGCUGAACGAAGCAGACACCAGAGGAGCUUCUCUGUACCCAAGAAGUUUGGAGAUGUGGACAAGUCCUCAGAUCCACCUCGCAGUGCCACUCUAGACAGAAUUCAAGCGUGCACUCAGCAAGGCCUCUCCUCUAAAACCAGAAGUUCAUCUUCUCUAAAGGACAGUCUCACUGACCCAUCCCAUAUUAACAAUCCGACCAACCUACUGGCCACUAUCUUCUGGGUUGCUGUGGCUUUGAUGGAAUCUGAUUUUGAGUUUGAGUAUCUAAUGGCAUUGCGGUUACUGAAUAAACUUCUGGCUCAUUUGCCACUAGAUAAAGCUGAAAACCGAGAGAAGUUAGAGAAGUUGCAAGGGCAGCUGAAGUGGGCAGACUUCUCAGGGCUUCAGCAGCUACUCCUGAAAGGAUUUACCUCCCUUACUACUACUGAUCUCACACUACAGCUCUUCAGUUUGCUCACACCAGUGUCUCGAAUAUCCAUGGUGGAUUCCUCCCAAGCUAUAGGAUUUCCACUGAAUGUUUUGUGUCUUCUGCCCCAUUUAAUUCAGCAUUUUGACAGCCCAAACCAGUUUUGUAAAGACGUAGCUGAAAGGAUUGCACAGGUUUGUUUGGAGGAAAAGAACCCCAAGCUAUCAAAUCUUGCACAUGUCAUGACCCUUUAUAAAACACACAGCUACACAAGGGACUGCGCUACCUGGGUGAAUGUGGUUUGCCGUUAUCUUCACGAAGCAUUUGCUGAUAUUACUUUGAAUAUGGUUACAUAUUUGGCUGAGCUGCUAGAAAAGGGUCUUCCCAGCAUGCAGCAGUCCCUCUUGCAGAUGAUCUACAGUCUUCUCAGCUAUAUGGACCUGUCAGCUAUUCCUGUCAAACAGUUCAACAUGGAAGUGCUAAAAACUAUUGAAAAAUAUGUACAGAGCAUUCACUGGAGAGAAGCUUUGAAUAUCCUGAAGCUGGUAGUUUCUCGUUCUGCCAGUUUAGUUCUACCAUCAUAUCAACACAAUGAUCUUUCAAAAAUGGAAAUACAUCGAGUGUGGAACAGUGCUUCCAAGGAGCUGCCAGGGAAGACGUUAGAGUUUCAUUUUGAUAUUUCAGAGACUCCAAUUAUUGGGAGGCGGUAUGAUGAGCUGCAGAGUUCUUCCGGACGAGAUGGUAAACCCAGGGCAAUGGCUGUCACCCGAAGCACUUCUUCAACCUCAUCAGGAUCUAACUCCAAUGUCCUUGUUCCCGUGAGCUGGAAGAGACCACAGUACUCUCAGAAAAGGACAAAGGAAAAGCUGGUACAUGUCCUUUCUCUGUGUGGUCAGGAAGUUGGACUGAGUAAAAACCCUUCAGUGAUUUUUUCUUCCUGUGGUGAUUUGGAUUUGAUUGAGCACCAGACGAGCUUGGUGUCCUCAGAAGACGGAGCAAGGGAGCAGGAGAAUAUGGAUGAUUCAAACAGUGAACAACAAUUCAGAGUCUUUAGGGACUUUGAUUUCCUAGAUGUUGAGCUGGAAGAUGGGGAGGGAGAGAGCAUGGACAACUUCAACUGGGGAGUACGGAGACGCUCUCUGGACAGCCUGGACAAGUGUGACAUGCAGCUGCUGGAGGAGAGCCAGCUUUCUGGGAGCACGCCCAGCCUGAACAAAAUGAACCAUGAGGACUCCGAGGAGUCAUCAGAGGAGGAGGACCUGACCACCAGCCAGAUCUUGGAGAACUCAGACCUAAUUAUAAAUCUUUCCCCAUCCGAGGAUACAAACCACAUUGACUCACUUUCUACGUCAUGUGACACAACCUCAGCAGACCCUCAUCAUUUUAAUAUGGGAACAUCUAGCUUUGACGUGUCUUUGCCUGAUAUGAAUAAUCUCCAAGUGCCUGAAGGAUCCAAGGUUGAAGCCAUACAUGCAGAGCAAGACACAGCAGUCCACGAGGAUGAGCUUUCAGCAUCUACAAAUGAACUCCCUGGAGCAUUUGAAUGCAGUGAUAGCCUCAGUCUGGAUAUGACAGAGACUGAAGAGAAAGUUGACAGGCUGGAACAAUUUGCUCUUGCCAGUUUUGGAGAUGUUGAUCGAAAUGCCUCCCCUCCUCCCUCACCAUUUUUUUCUGCCAUCCUUGCUGCAUUUCAGCCAGCAGCAUGUGAUGAUGCAGAAGAAGCCUGGCGUAGUCACAUCAACCAGCUCAUGUGCGAUUCUGAUGGUUCCUGUGCAGUUUAUACAUUUCAUGUGUUCUCUUCCCUGUUUAAGAAUAUUCAGAAAAGAUUCUGCUUCCUAACCUGCGACGCAGCCAGCUACUUGGGAGACAACCUGCGAGGAAUAGGCUCCAAGUUUGUGAGGUCUUCUCAGAUGCUAACAUCGUGCUCAGAAUGUCCUACUCUUUUUGUAGAUGCAGAAACACUUCUUUCUUGUGGCCUUCUUGAAAAACUGAAGUUCAGUGUCCUAGAACUGCAGGAAUACCUGGACACAUACAACAACAGAAAAGAAGCAACUCUCUCGUGGCUUGCAAACUGCAAAGCAACGUUUGCUGGGGGCUCACGAGAUGGAGUUAUUACCUGCCAACCGGGGGACUCAGAAGAGAAGCAAAUGGAAUCUCUUGCACAAUUGGAACUGUGUCAGAGAUUAUAUAAACUCCACUUCCAGCUGCUGUUGCUUUUUCAGUCCUACUGUAAACUUAUUGGACAAGUGCACGAAGUCAGUUCCAUGCCAGAGCUGCUAAAUAUGUCAAGAGAACUGAGUGAGUUGAAGAAAAAUCUUAAGGAUGCUACUGCUGCAAUUGCAGCUGAGCCUCUGAGCAUGGAAUCUGAGCCCACGUUCAAUUCUACAGAAGCAGCCAUUCAGUCCAUGCUGGAGUGUCUGAAAAACAACGAGCUGGUUAAGGCUGUACGGCAAAUAAGGGAAUGCAGGAUUUUGUGGCCCAACGACAUCUUUGGAAGUAGCUCUGAUGAUGAAGUCCAGACACUGCUGAACAUUUACUUCCGGCACCAAACCUUGGGUCAGACGGGCACCUAUGCACUGGUGGGCUCUAACCAGAGCCUGACGGAAAUCUGUACCAAACUAAUGGAACUGAACAUAGAGAUCCGCGACAUGAUUCGCAGAGCUCAGAGUUACCGGGUCAUCAAUACUUUUCUUCCAGACUCCAGCGUUUCCGGCACAAGUCUCUGACAGGACUCUGGGCCCCUCUGUCAAGCUGGGAGUGCUGCCCUGUUGGAGUGAGGUGGCUCAAUGUCUUCUCAGCCUUACAAAGGUUUGGUCAAACUGUACUCACUCUUGUUACAUUUAGGAUUUCUUCUAAAAAGUUACGGGCUGAACUUCAAAUGUGUAGCAAUACUGUAAGGACGAAGGUAGCAUAGAGCAUCCAGGACAACAUCCUUUGUUCUCUGUUGCACAAAAACCAGUUAGCAUUUCACUGAGCAACUGCAACUCACUACUGAAGAAGUGACUUCCGUUGCAUUACCAAAGCCUACUACACUGAACAAUACUUCCUUUAUAGCAAAUUAACCUUAGGUUGGCAGAAGUGCAAUGUUUCCUUCACAAAAUAAUAUUUUUUGUUAUAAAAAAAAGAAAAAAAACUUGUACAUUUUUUUCCUUUUUUCUCUUAUUUGGUUGAGUGAAAGAUGGGCAGAAUGAAGCUGGCCACGGAAUCUUGCAAACUUGUUGGUCAAAAGCUGAGAGCCUGUGUGUAUGAAACAAAUAGUAAAUGGACUACAGUUUAAUGUACACUGUAAUUUGAAUAUGACUACCGUAUCUUAAAACAACGAGCUGCUAUGAAGUACAUUUCCUAAUGUUACUAGGCUACUGUCUCUGAAGGUACUGGAUCAUAUUGCAGAGGUCUGUUCUUAGGCCCCCGAGUGUCUUGGUAGAUUUUUUGUUUGUUUUUCUUUUCUUUUUUUUAAGAACCUUGGCGGCUUUUUACUAGAGGGUUGCUUUUAUGAAUAUAUUUAUACUAUUAAAGGAUGGUUGAUCUAAUUUAACUUGCCAUUUUGUAGGAGAAAGUCCCAUCGCAGUCAAAUCUUUUGAACUGUAUUGCAUGCUUAUUUUUAUUUAAUAUAAAUUUGGAGUAUAAAAAGUAAAAAAAUAUUAACGUGAAAUGCAAGGUCUCAUGUUAAGUUUCUUUAAAGAGAUGUCCUAUUUUAUUUGUAAUGUAUAUAUAUAAAAGUCAUACCUGUAUGUUUUUUUUCUUACAUUUAACUGCUGUCCAGUGUUAAAUGUAUGCAUGUAAAUCUGAUGCACAUCUGAGACACUUUUGUUCUGACAACUAUGUAACUUAUUCGCUCUGUAAAUACACUUACUGUUUUUGUGAAGUAAUUUUGGUUGAUACUUGGAUCAGUACAUCCACUUAACUAAAAUAUAAAAGUCAUAUAUAAUCACAACAGAGUAUUGUUAAGACUGUGUCUGUAUCUGUACCUAUAUUGCUACCAAUGGUAUGGAUGAGAAGCAGCCUCCAGAAGACACCUGUUCCAUGGCUUAUGGUUAAAUUAUUACAUUGAAAGAGACCCAGAAGUAGUAUUUUUUUCCUUUAUUAUCUCUGACUAAAGCAGAUUCAAACUGAAAAAGAAAAAAAAACACCACCAUCUGCAGGUGAAGGCUUAUUUCUGUUAAAAACAUUAACAACAGGCCUGUUAACUCCAGACUUAGUUUUCAAUGAUUUUUCUUCCUAGUACUGAAAGUGGAAGAAAAUCUGUCCAGCCUGCCAUGGCAGCCCAGGCUCUCAGAACACAGUAAAGCCCUCUCCCCUUUAACCCCAUUUCAGAAUGCUUGCUUGAUUUUAAGAGGAUCCUCAUCAAGAGGAAAACUCAAGUUGGAAAGAACUGGAUGAAGCACUUCAGGAAGUCACCUUGCUGUACCUCCACUUGAAGUAGCAGUAGCCACAAGGUCAAGUUACUCAGGCUUCUAGCCAGUUGAGUCUUGAAAACCUCUGAAGAUGGAGCGUACUGCUUCCUUGGACAGCUUGUUCUACUUGAGAGUCCAUGUAGUGGAAAAGCUUUUCACUUCCUUCUGAACCUCUCGGCUUCUGCCCCCUCAAAGCCCUAGGACAGCACAAGCAGUAGCAACAUCUUAAUAUGCUUCUUUAAAAGGUUUUUCCAAGGUUCUACUGACUGCAUUUUGUUCCCAUUAAUUGUGUUCAAUUACUCACUACCUUUGAGAUACCCUGGAAGACCAGAAUGCUCUGUGGUUGAAUUAAGCAACUAUAGUUGUAUAACAGUUUCUGUAGCUGCAGUGUCUAGACAAACUAGAAAACCCAUCUCAAAAAGCUUUUGAAGUUACACCAGCUUACUCAUCUUACAAGAUACACACAUUGUAUCCUUAGAAACCUGCUAUUUGAUUUUUAAGUAUACAUUUGCUAAGGGGGGGAAGAAACAUGCAGAUACCUCUACCACAAUUCCCCCCCAGCCUUCUUCCACACUAGUUCAGUUCAAGUGAAAGAAAC
Lagopus muta (rock ptarmigan) is the source of this 15099-nucleotide messenger RNA. RefSeq names its product FRY microtubule binding protein (gene FRY). The transcript is spliced from 62 exons. The coding region runs from base 3945 to 12833 and encodes 2962 amino acids. The record is from RefSeq and is a predicted model, not a curated record. NCBI's taxonomy places the organism in Eukaryota, Metazoa, Chordata, Aves, Galliformes, Phasianidae. Gene Ontology annotation, cellular component: cell cortex; site of polarized growth. Gene Ontology annotation, biological process: cell morphogenesis; neuron projection development.